This is a messenger RNA of Cylicocyclus nassatus, 330 nucleotides long. Lineage: Eukaryota; Metazoa; Nematoda; Chromadorea; Rhabditida; Strongylidae. The record is from the annotation of a GenBank genome assembly.
AUGAUGUGGUACAUUUUCAAUCUGCUUGUCGCCAUGGGCGGUGCUUUCUCGUCUCGCAAGAAAAAAGACAGCGAAUUACUAAGUGGAGAAGGUUUACAAAAUCCAACUCGUAUUUCACGGCUAAUAUCGCAGGAUAAUGAAAAGCUAGACACAGAUGCGGAUCGUGAGGAAGGAAAAGCAAACGAAUGUUUAAAGACGCAUGAGGUGAUAUCAGGAAUAUACUUGGACAUGAAGCUCUGGUCGAAUUUUGUUCCUCCGCCUAGGCCAUAACGAUCAGCUCGGCCUCGACAGAGAUUCAGUUUACUAUAGCAUCAUUCAAAUACAAUGAUU